AUGCUUACAACCAGCGACCAUAUCUCGGGCCAAGACCUGAUCACUUCGAUGAAGACCAUCCUCUCACUGGUCUUUUCCAUCCUGGCUUCCAUCGGCGCUGCCGCUCUGCGUGCUCUCACUGAACUAUGGGAUGAAUUAUUUGGCGUUCGACCACUCUAUAGUGUGUACAUUGGCUCGACCGACGCCAUCAUACUCGGCGAGUUGAUUCAGGGCAUCAAGACCUUCAUUCUGCCACCCAAAAAACUCGAGUGGUGGGAGACCGACGAGUUCCAUGCAGCCAUGGGACUUCUGGUGCUGCUACUGGCUACGUGGAGCUUGAAGUGCUUCCUGUACAGAAGAAGAUGA
Messenger RNA from Aureobasidium musti, 345 nucleotides. The record is from the annotation of a GenBank genome assembly. Lineage: Eukaryota; Fungi; Ascomycota; Dothideomycetes; Dothideales; Saccotheciaceae.